AUGGAGUACAACAACAAAUCCUCUUUGACAGAAUUCAUCCUUUUGGGUUUUUCCGAGUUUUAUCAUUAUCAGUUUUUACUAUUUACGUUUAUCUUAUUUACAUAUAUUGUUUGUAUUGCUGGAAAUAUGACUAUUAUUUUCCUGGUCAUAGUGAAACAUUCUCUCCAUAAGCCUAUGUAUUUUUUUAUAACUGUAUUUGCUGCUGAGGAAAUUUUGUUUGUGUCUGUUCCAAUCCCAAAGCUAUUAGCCAUCUCAAUAGCAAAUGAUAACAAAAUAUCUUUUCAGGGAUGUUUUCUACAGGUAUAUUCAUUUAUUGUCUUAGGUCAAGUGGAAAGUAUUUGCCUAAUAGUAAUGGCCUACGAUAGGCACCUGGCCAUUAACAAGCCACUCCAUUAUACCACCAUUAUGAAUCCGAUCCUCUGUUUACGAUUGGCCGUUUUCCCAUGGUUUAUUGGCUUUUUUAACUCUUUACUUGUAACACUGUGUACAUUAUAUUUAGAUUUCUGUGGUCCUAAUGAGAUCAACCAUUUCUUCUGUGAUUUGGCUCCGCUGCAGAGCUUGGCAUGUUCUGAUACAUACAUAAGCAGAACAGUGACAAUUGUAGGCGCCUCAAUAGGAACUGUUGUUCCAUUCAUGACAAUUGUUGGGCUUUAUACCAAAAUCAUCCUAACUGUAUCAAGGAUAAAAAGUUCUUCUGGCAAGCAUAAAGCAUUUUCCACCUGUUCAUCUCAUAUUAUCGUUGCAAUGUUAUUUUUCUUCACAGCAUUUAUGAUUUACCUUAGACCUAAUGACAACCUUUAUGACAAAUACUUUUCUCUUAUGUACACUGUUGUCACUCCAGUAUUUAACCCUUUUAUAUAUGCCUUAAGAAAUAGGGAGGUGAAAAAAGCUCUACGAAAUAACUUGAAUUUUAAAGCAAACUUGAAAACGACCUGUAGCAUUAGCGUAAUUGGCUAUGGCUAA
Hyla sarda is the source of this 963-nucleotide messenger RNA. RefSeq names its product olfactory receptor 1G1-like. Lineage: Eukaryota; Metazoa; Chordata; Amphibia; Anura; Hylidae. Gene Ontology annotation, cellular component: membrane. The record is from RefSeq and is a predicted model, not a curated record. Gene Ontology annotation, molecular function: olfactory receptor activity; G protein-coupled receptor activity. Bases 1 to 963 code for a protein of 320 amino acids. Gene Ontology annotation, biological process: G protein-coupled receptor signaling pathway. The transcript has a single exon.